Molecule: messenger RNA, 1392 nt
Organism: Aplosporella prunicola CBS 121167
Lineage: Eukaryota; Fungi; Ascomycota; Dothideomycetes; Botryosphaeriales; Aplosporellaceae
Exons: 2
Coding region: 149-934 (261 amino acids)
Molecular function (GO): nucleic acid binding; zinc ion binding
Source: RefSeq, a predicted model, not a curated record
GUACAUAAUCACAGAGUGAAGAGCUACCAUCACUUGAAUAACAACAUCACUCCAAUCCCUCACUAACCAAACAGCAUCACACAUACCCCUACCACCCACCAUGGCACCCCCAGACUCUGGGAAAACGGCGUCCUCACGCCUCCUCACCAUGAAGUUCAUGCAACGCGCCGCAGCCAAGCCGUCCAACAAGCCCAGCAGCGCCCACAACAGCGAGCCCAGCACGCCCACCGGCCCGCCCUCCAAGCGCCAACGCCUCUCGCAACAAGGCCAAGAGUCAGCCUCGACGCUCAGCGCCGUGCAAGCCGCCCUCGCCGCCGAAGAAGCCAAGCGCAACGCCGCGCUCGACCGCGCCGCCGCCGAGGCAGGCGAGACGCGCUGGGUGCUCUCGUUCAGCGCGCCCGAGGCCGAUGCGCCCCGCAACGCGCUGCGCGUCGUGAGCGCGGGGUAUGGCGAGCUGGACGGGGGCGCGUAUAACGACGAGGACGGCGACGGCGACAGGGACAUGGACGACGAGAGCGACGAGGACGAGGCCGCCGCACCGCUCGUCACGGGCCGCAUGUCGUUUGGGCGGAAGCCGGAGCCAGAGAAGAAGGCCGAGAACGGGGAGGCGAGCUCCUCGGACGAGAGCGAGGACUCAGAGCGCGAGGACGACGAGGACCCCGCUGCGCGCGAACAGCGCAGGGCCGAGGUGCGCGCGAAGCGCGAUAAGAAGCGGCAGGCGGAGAAGGCGCGGCUGGCGCAAGCGGCGCGUCAGCGUGCUGGAAAGGUCGUCAAGCUCAAUCAGCUGUCGAGUAUUUCGAAUUCUGGUGGCGGUGGCAGCCCGCGUGGCAGUGGGCCAGACUUGUCUAAGACAGAGUGCCAUUCGUGUGGGAAGAAGGGGCAUUUGAUGAGGGAUUGUCCGGGAAGGAAGAGAGGGCGGGCGAGUCUGGGUUGAGCUAUGAACUCCGUUUAUGCGGCGCUUUGGGCUGGGACUUGAGACUUGGGAUUGCUGAGUGCUAGAAUUGGGAUUGGGGCAGCAGUGGUGCGCGAGCGUUGGUCAUGAUGUUGUUUGCGCAGAGGGAGCUUGCAGGUGCAGCGUUUGAGCUAUGCCGCGCCCUGACAGAAGAGGCUGCUUGUUUGCAUAUGCAGGUGGGUAGGCUUGCCCAUCAUGCUAUCUGCAUCUAUGGCGCUGCGAGGACGGCAGCAGGACAUGCCAGGGCAUAGGUAGGGAAGCACAGAUCAGACUACGGGAUCGUCUGCUAGCGGACUAGAUGACGCUAUUGCACGCAGCCAGACAGACAGAGAAUAGCGCUAUAUACACACACGAAGAGCUAGACGGCGCUCUCUCCAGGAGUACCAGUUUAAGGCUCCGUCAGAACAAAAAAUAAACUGCAACAGAACCAAACAAUCAAU